Drosophila obscura is the source of this 1259-nucleotide messenger RNA. It is a transcript of the gene nxf4, whose product is annotated as nuclear RNA export factor 1. Gene Ontology annotation, cellular component: nucleus. The record is from RefSeq and is a predicted model, not a curated record. Bases 130 to 1176 code for a protein of 348 amino acids. Gene Ontology annotation, biological process: poly(A)+ mRNA export from nucleus. NCBI's taxonomy places the organism in Eukaryota, Metazoa, Arthropoda, Insecta, Diptera, Drosophilidae. Gene Ontology annotation, molecular function: RNA binding; protein binding. The transcript has a single exon.
AAUUCUAAACUCGAAUCUACUCGAGUCAGGAAAACAUCACAACUGUUUCCACUCUCAGCAGAUUUUCAUGUCUUUAAAUUUUAUCCAAGUUCCAAGUUUUUCCAAGUUUUUGUUUCUGUUUUCUCAACGAUGUUCCCAACACGAGGCAGCCGCUGCCCCGGACCCCUGUGCCACUCCACACCCAAGCCAGAACGCAGCUCGGGUCCUUGCAGGAGCCGUGGCAGUCUGGCCAUCAGCGCCUAUGGAUGGUACCGCGUGCUAGUCUUCUCCAGCGACCACCGGGAGACCAUGAAACGGGUUCUGCGGAGACUGGGUCGGCAGCUGCGGCCCCAUUACUUGGAUCCUCGGUAUGGGCACCUGGGUGGGGAGACGGACGCCACGGAGGACGCCGACGCCUUCCUCACGUUCUAUGUGAACGACUACACGCAGGCCAGGGAGCUGCAAGGCCUGAGCAGACAGCAGCUGGGUCCCCUCAGGGUCAGGGUCAACGGCAGGACGCCCUGGAUGCGGCUGACUCCCGCGUACUGUCAGCGCUUGCGGCACGCCGUGCGCUCGCGGUACGAUCCCGUCCGUCAAAGCCUGGACCUGGCCCUCUUCCACCUGGCCCCCGAAUGGAGGGCUGAGUUUUGUGCCCUGGCUCAGCCCUGCUGCCUGAGAGCUGUGAUCGGCAUCGUGGCGCAGGAAAUGCCGCAUCUGCUGCACCUGCGGCUGGACAUGAACUAUUUGAGGGAUCUGCGGCCGUUCCACGAUGUGGAGCGUCGCUUUCCGCGGCUGCAGUACCUCUCCCUGGGGGACAACCGUCUGGACAGUGUGUCGGAGCUGCAGGUCUUCCGACUUCUCCCGCUUAUCGAGCUGGAUCUCAGGGGCAAUCUGCUGCCCGCCAACUAUGAACGGAGUGUGCGCGACAUAUUGCCGCGCCUGCAGAUCCUGAACGGCGCUGAGCUCCACCCAAGGCCACACCAGAGGAGCAGCUCCCUUGCACUCCACAACUGCCGCAGCGCUCUUGUGUCCAGGCUGUGCCGGGAGACGGGUAUGAACUCCUAUUGGAGCCGUGGGGCCCUCGAAGUCAACGAUUGGCACUACUCGAAGGCCUUGUGGGCAUUCGCGAAGUGUCACAAAAAUCGCCAGAUACCCAGGCAUGCCUUUGACUCUUCCAAAAUUACGUAUUUCAAUUGAUUGUGUUCUGUUUUGUUCGUUCGAGUUUGUGUUACUGUUCGUUAAAAUAUCUUUUAUUUAGCUUUCGUUCCUCGGCAAUGGAA